Dicrocoelium dendriticum is the source of this 4594-nucleotide messenger RNA. The record is from the annotation of a GenBank genome assembly. Lineage: Eukaryota; Metazoa; Platyhelminthes; Trematoda; Plagiorchiida; Dicrocoeliidae.
AUGGAUCGAAUUCUACGGCUGAGCGCUGAUGGACUGGCUGCUUUGGGGCAACCUAGUGCACAGCCCACCGAUGGUCCUGUUCCCGAUACUGCCGAACAGGUUUACAUUAGUAGCCUGGCUCUACUGAAAAUGUUGAAGCACGGGAGAGCAGGUGUUCCUAUGGAGGUGAUGGGUCUUAUGCUUGGUGAGUUCGUGGAUGAUUACACAGUCACUGUUGUGGACGUCUUCGCCAUGCCGCAGUCUGGAACUGGGGUCAGCGUGGAAGCAGUUGACCCUGUAUUUCAAGCAAAGAUGCUGGAUAUGCUGAAACAGACAGGACGACCCGAGAUGGUUGUUGGUUGGUAUCAUUCGCAUCCAGGCUUCGGCUGUUGGCUCUCGGGAGUUGAUAUGAAUACGCAACAGAGCUUCGAAGCCCUUUCUGAUCGAGCCGUGGCUGUUGUGGUCGAUCCUAUCCAAAGUGUCAAGGGGAAGGUCGUUAUUGAUGCUUUCCGACUUAUUAACCCUAACUUUCUUAUCGCUAAUCAGGAGCCCAGACAGACAACCUCAAACGUUGGGCAUCUAAAUAAACCGUCCAUCCAGGCUCUGAUUCAUGGGCUUAAUCGUCAGUACUACUCGUUGCCCAUUAACUAUCGCAAAAAUCAAUGGGAAACUAAAAUGUUAAUGGAUCUAAAUAAAAACACGUGGAAGGAUGGGUUGGCUUUAGAAGAUUAUGAGUUGCAUUCAAAGAAUAACCAUAAAAAUCUCACCGGCAUGCUUGAUUUAAUCAAGGCGUACCAUAAGUCACUUGAGGAAGAGGAGAAAAUGACCGCUGAGCAGCUGAUAGUGAAGAAUGUUGGCAGAAUGGAUCCCAAGCGACAUCUUGGGGAAAAUGUGGAGGGUUUAAUGACGUCAAACAUUGCUCAAUGUGUUGGAACUAUGCUUCAUUCAAGGUCGUCUUGUGUUCUCCCACCUGUGUGCGUACAUUUUGCGCAUCUCCGAUUAUCUUUUAGCUUUGAUAUGAGCAAUGACGAGCUAACGGAGGAGCAACGUUUGCUGAUAGAGGCCAAACGGAAAAAAGCUCUUGAAUCUCGUAAUCAUGGACAAGUAGCGGUUGGCUUUCGCCAGACAAUUUCGAAGCAACUUCCCGUUAUGCCACUAAAAGAAUCGAACCGCACGUCCUCUAGCAUUCUCUUUAGAAGCACCUCGACACCAUGCGCUACCCCAAAAUUGGGGCCUCGUCCACCACCGCCAAACGUGAGCGUGCCUAAAUCUGCAUCCAAUCCUCCGAUCACUUCUUUCAAUGGAAGACCAAAUGCAAAGAAGCCAAACGCAACUGCAUUUAAAAAUACCACUCCGGGGUUCACCGUAACCUCUGUACCGGUUACUUGUACACUUUCCUCACGCACAACUUUCGACGUGCAUGCCCCAUAUCAUCCUGGUCUUUCUCAAGUGUAUAAAAGUUUGCCCACACGACAGUACAAUUCGUCUAUCAGGAAUUGGUCUUUCGGGCUAUCGGAUUACAAUGAGUUUGUGCGCCAGUUAAAGAGCAUACCCGAAAUUGUGUUGGACGGUCUCCCUUUCGCAGUGUUGAAGACUUUUAAAUCCGCUUUUUCAUCUUGCACACCAGCCGUAUGCCCUACUCCGUCUCAUAAUGUCAAUCUGGUCGACCACAUCUCACAAGAUCUAGUCAAUUCCCUAUUACCUUUUCAACGUGAAGGUGUUAGCUUGGCUCUAGCCAAAUCUGGACGCGUUUUGCUGGCCGAUGAUAUGGGCCUUGGGAAGACGGUUCAGAGCUUGGCGCUCGCUGCGGCCUAUCGUUCUGACUGGCCUGUUCUCAUUGUGGCCCCCUCCUCUGUUCGGUUCGCUUGGCGCGAUCAGUGCCUGCGUUGGUUGGGCGUCCCCCUAUGUCUCAGCUCUGCUGAUAUUUUGGUCGUUACGACUGGCAGUGAUUUGGCAAACAUUCAGUACUUGACGAAACUGAUCACAAUCAUCAGCUAUGAUUUAAUGUCUCGACAUGUGGAACAGUUGAGUUGCUGCAGGUUCGGUGUUGUUAUUAUGGAUGAAUCCCAUUUACUGAAAAAUAACAAGGCAGCUCGUACGAAGGCAGCCCUUCCACUCCUGAAAGCAGCCAAACGCGCACUUCUACUGAGCGGCACUCCCGCUGUCUCCCGUCCGGCAGAGCUGUAUCCGCAAAUUUCCGCCAUUGCACCAAACUUGUUCCGUGGUGGUUUCCACGAAUACGGUCUGCGUUACUGCGCUGCGAAGGAAUGUCCCUGGGGAUGGGACUACACCGGUUGCUCGAAUAUGACGGAGCUGCAGCUAAUUUUGGAGGAAUCUAUAAUGAUACGACGAAUGAAAUCCGACGUACUUGAUCAACUACCUCCAAAGCGACGGGAACUGGUUGUUCUCGAUCCGAGCCUUAUCAAAGCUGGUCGCCUAAAACGACAUGCCAAGAUGAUGGCAUCCACUACCGUGACUGAUGAAGCAAAACGUGCAGCGAUGCUGCAAUACUUCCACGAGACUGCUUCGGUCAAGCUCCCAGCUCUUCAGCAAUACUUGUCCGAUCUUAUCGAAACAGGCCGAAAAGUCAUCUUGUACGCCCACCAUACUGAGGUGCUUGACGCACUCAGCAGCUUGUUAAUGGAAAAGUCGGUGGAUUUCAUUCGGAUCGAUGGCAGAACCAAUUCGGAACAGCGCUCCGUCGUGUGUAAAAAAUUCCAACGCGAACCAACCUGUAUGAUGGCUUUGCUUUCGAUCACAGCUGCUGGUACAGGUCUCAAUUUGACAGCCGCAAGCCUUGUUGUGUUUGCCGAAUUGUUUUGGAAUCCGGGCGCCCUCGUUCAAGCCGAAGACAGAGCGUAUCGCAUCGGACAACAGGAUUCGGUUCUGGUUCGCUACCUACUCGCCGAAGGGACAGCAGACGAUUAUCUUUGGUCCUUGAUUGAGAAGAAAUUGGAUGUCCUCGGUCGAGCCGGCCUCAAUCGCGAAUCUUUUCGGACGGCCGACACCACUCGAUUGGGGAAUAACCCAAUAGCCAUUCAGCCUUCCAUUCUGAACUACUUCGAGAGUGAAUUGCUUGCUGACGACAACGGCGAUGCUAUAAUUGCCGGGAUCGAGGAGCCAUCUGUAACUGACUCCUCUCCAGUUUUUGAACUGGAGCCCAAACGGAGUAAGAUCGAUGUUCCACGCAAACAGACCAAAGUCACCAACUUGUUUGAACAGCCUAGUGGGGAGCCUACACCCGCCCCGGAUAUUUUCCAAUGCUCCGGUCGUGUAUUGGUCUCUGAUACUCCGGAAGCUAGUCCAGAAAAAAGUGCUCCUACUACGGGUUUUCUUCAAGAUAAAGAAUUGGAUUCACACACAUCAUUACUAUUGGACAGUUUGCGGGAUGAAAGCACACUGACUAUGAAUGAUGAUGAGACUGUUCUGCUGGAAGCUGCAGUUGCGGCGGAAGUUGCGUGGCUCACCGAAGGGAUUGCUUCGGAGACUGGUACCGACGAGUUUGGCUGAUCACUAGUUCAGACGAGUCGCAUCGAACUCCUGCCUAACCUGAUCAGUAUUUUGAGCGGGCGUCUGUAAAUUUUCCUUUGCAUUGUACAUAUUCUUCCCUCCGUUUAAUUUCUUCUCGCUGCCUCCCGUUCCCUAACUCCUGGUACCGCAACUUUUCAGCGUAUCAACUGUUUUCGCCACAAUUGCACUGACCAGCAUUCUGUUUGUUCGCUUCCUUAUCCGGUGAAUGCCCAAUUCCCUUUGCUAGUCUGUUGCCUGUUUCCGGCUACGGUGGUUUGCGGUUAUUCAAUUCCCUCUUUACUAAUUCAAAGUACACUGUUUUGUCCCCACAGAGAUCACAUGAUCUUCACACAGACGAGUACUUUUUCUGCUUUAAGUAUAAUUCUCAGAACGCGUUCAAUUGUUCUAUGAAACUGCUGGUCAGUUUGCUGUGUCCAUGCUCUGUUACUAGACACUUCGGUCCAUUGCACCUCGAUUAGCCCCUUGCUUGCGCUUUGUCACCAUGGGUACGUAGAUGGACUCCCAGUCUUUCCGCUCUCUCUGAUACCGCUUACCAUACAUCUCACUGAUUAUUGGGAAUUCGCUUAAAAAUUCACGCCCUAUUGUUCAUCACUCGAGUGUAUCAUUUGAACAGUUUUGUUUUGUCCUGUUUUAAGGUCACGCUGCCUUAAUUUCUUUGGUCUCCAAGCUUGGGUGUAACGUUGACUUUUCCGCCAUUUUCCUCGUCACCUCAGUUGACAGUGUCACAUUCGACUAGGUGUCCAAAAUUCCGCAUCUUUUCACCUUCCCCCUCAGUUUCUCCGAAAUGGUUGUAAUUUUACGUGGCUAAUCUUGUUGCACAACGUAACCACUGUCGCAUACCCACCUCGCUUUGCACCCGGUUCACUCACGGCCAAUAUUUGCUGUUCUGUAUUCACUUUGGAGCGCACAGAAAUAUGUGACAGGUCGGAAAUAUGCCAUACUACCUUAUAAUCGGAUCUCAUCUGUGUCUCAAAACCGGUGCCGAACUUCUUUACUGCAAGUGUUAGUUUCCAACCUGUUCGAAUCUAGCCUUGAAGGGUAACAAACGAUCCCUUUAUUACGUGGGUAUAUAGAAUUGUCCAAC